Athene cunicularia (burrowing owl) is the source of this 1457-nucleotide messenger RNA. RefSeq names its product mitotic arrest deficient 2 like 2 (gene MAD2L2). The transcript has 8 exons. Lineage: Eukaryota; Metazoa; Chordata; Aves; Strigiformes; Strigidae. The record is from RefSeq and is a predicted model, not a curated record. Bases 103 to 738 code for a protein of 211 amino acids. Gene Ontology annotation, cellular component: zeta DNA polymerase complex.
GUGGUGCUAGGGAAGGGGGUGGCUCCAUGAGCUGACUUAUUAAAAAUGUAGGAGCCAGAGGAUAAACAGUGUUUUUGUGAUUACUUCCAGGUUCUGGGAAAGAUGACCACUCUCACACGGCAGGACCUUAACUUUGGGCAAGUUGUUGCAGAUGUUCUUUCAGAAUUUCUGGAAGUGGCUGUUCAUCUUAUCUUGUAUGUCAGAGAAGUUUACCCUAUUGGGAUAUUUCAGAAGAGGAAAAAAUACAAUGUACCUGUCCAGAUGUCCUGCCACCCGGAGCUGAAUCAGUACAUCCAGGACACGCUGCACUGCGUGAAGCCGCUGCUCGAGAAGAAUGAUGUGGAGAAGGUUGUAGUUGUAAUCCUGGACAAAGAGCACCACCCUGUGGAGAGAUUUGUCUUUGAGAUCACCCAGCCGCCUCUUCUUUCCAUUAGUUCGGAGUCCCUGCUGUCCCACGUGGAGCAGUUGCUGCGUGCCUUCAUCCUGAAGAUCAGCGUGUGUGACGCUGUGCUCGACAACAACCCCCCAGGGUGCACCUUCACGGUUCUGGUUCACACACGGGAGGCUGCCACACGGAACAUGGAGAAGAUCCAGGUGAUAAAGGACUUCCCGUGGAUCCUCGCUGAUGAACAAGAUGUGCACAUGCACGACCCCCGGCUUAUUCCCCUGAAAACCAUGACAUCUGAUAUCUUAAAGAUGCAGCUAUAUGUAGAAGAGCGAGCCCACAAAGGCACCUGAUUCCAAAUCUCCCCUGCCUUCAUCUGAUCUUCCAGUGGAAUAAGAUCUCUCACAAACCAUACCUUGAUAACCAUCUCCUCAGCUGGCCUUCUGGGUGAAUGUAGAGCAGCUGCUGCCUCUUUAUUUCAAGUGCUCUUACCACUGUACAUAGAACUGACUUGGAAUGUGGAGCCAGAGCCUGUUCCCAUGUACCCUCGUGUGAGAGUGAGUACAGGUUUUGUCACAGUGACUCCCUGGGGCAGGACACGGGCAGCUGCAGUCCGAGCUCUGUACAAAUCUCGUUCUCACCUUAACUCCACUGCGCACUGGUAGCGCCGCCCAGCGCUCUGCUGUGUGCUGCACCCUGGCACCGGGCUCCUGCCAAGGGGGAGUGAGGCCUUACGGAGUGUCUGUCCUCUGCGACCGUCCCACGUAGUCUUCAAUAAAUAUUCAGUUUUACCCCAGCCUCCCCCCUUAUGUAAGGGUAUAUUUUGUGUGGAGAUUCCACCACUUUUCCGUACCUUUUCUGGAACGUAUGUGGAAUCUGUCAAUCCCUGUGACCGGCUGUGUACAGCCAUGGUGUCUCCCCCUUCCAUGGCAGAGCUUUCACCCACAGGUGGCAUUUGUUUGUCCAGCAAGGACAGUUGCCAGAUGUCCUGCUCUUAACAGAGAACAGACGAGGGAAACACUGUGAAUCCUACACGUAGCAAAUGGUGGAAGAAGGCCUCAGUGUUGGCUCU